AUGCCACCAACCGCCACCCAGGGCGAGAAUCUACGUCGACUUCGCGACAGCCCCGUCUGUAUCAUUUGUGGAAGACCCGGCGAAGCAGCAACAAUCGCAAGAGCCUUGGGCAUCGAAAACCAAGUCUUUCAAGGCCAUGAAGUCGCCCAAGUCGACAGCGCGCAUACAUUCUACUAUGGAGAAUUCGAUCUCGCUUCAGGCGAGAAACUCGGCUAUGUGUUGACAAGCAGCACGCGUCAGGGUAUCCAAUCCUUCACCGUCCACGCCGCCCUUCUCUUCCAUAUCCUCCGUCCUAGGUUUGUGAUCCAUGCUGGAGUGUGUGCGGGAUUCAAGGAUGCUCAGAAGACGAUUUCAUUAGGUGAUGUCGUCUUUGGAGAGAACGCAGUCAAUUUGGAGGAAGGUAAAUUCAAGAAGUCCGACUCCGGCGAUAUUGUCUUCAUUCCCGAUUACAACAUCGUUAGCGUUCGGGCAGGGGAUAUGCAAGCGUUUGCGGACGAUGGAGUACGGAAAAAUUACCACUAUGGAGAUUUCAUCAGUGGAUCUGCAGUUCGUGGAGAUGCACAGAUGAUCUUCACGAAUAUUCGUCAACAAAUGAAACGAAAUUCCAUCGCCGUCGAUAUGGAAGCCAGUGCUUUCCUCGAGCUGUGCCAACAUUUCUUCAAGGACAGUGCUUGUCUGGGUGUGGUCAAGGGAAUUUCGGACUUUGGAGACGAAUUCAAAGGAGAUGACCCCGAUGUGAAGAAGAAAGCGCUUGAGAAUACGGCGGUUGCUCUGCAACAGUGGAUUACCACGAGGAUUUCGAGGAUAUACUGGGAUCCUGAUUACAGUAAAGAACCCGCCGCCGAAAUCGUGCCUGGAUAUUAUGACAACUUUGUUCGACGAGUCUUGGACAAUGUGAAUCAGGGGUUACCUGUGUCCAAAAAGAUCAAACAUGACGAGCAUCCAAAAGCCCUGCUUCAAAAUCAACCUUCUACUGUGUUGGAUGGAAAGAAAAUGGCUGGCUUCAAGAUCGUUUUGCCCAAAGACAAUCAACCACGACAGUACAGCACCCUUGGACCUAUUUCCGCGGUGUGCAAGAAAUACGGUAUCAUCGAGGUCGAAGUUGGAGGAGACCAUGGAAAACGAGGCCUAUACCACGCACGGGGAUACCUGAUCGAUUUCCCCCGAACUGUCAACAGGUAUGCCGACACCUUUGACGCGACGUAUCAAGUCAAGGUAUUUGGCGAGCUGUUGAAGAAAAAGGAAUACUUUGACUCUUCGUCCGAUAGUGUCAAGGCCACGGUAUGUUCAUGGGACGAGUUCAUUGCAUGGCUGGAAAUACCCGACGCUUUGAACGGAUUGGAAGUGGAAGUCACGAAGCUUCAGAACGGAGAUCUUAAUGGAAACAAUAUGUCGAGAUCUCGUCCAACUGCUACAAAGAGUCGGUCCAUGUCUCGUCUUCGUGGAAUGUUUCUCCGUCCGAAAGUGGCGGCGUGA
Messenger RNA from Exophiala mesophila, 1476 nucleotides. RefSeq lists its product as uncharacterized. The transcript is spliced from 6 exons. Gene Ontology annotation, biological process: nucleoside metabolic process. NCBI's taxonomy places the organism in Eukaryota, Fungi, Ascomycota, Eurotiomycetes, Chaetothyriales, Herpotrichiellaceae. Gene Ontology annotation, molecular function: methylthioadenosine nucleosidase activity; adenosylhomocysteine nucleosidase activity. Gene Ontology annotation, cellular component: cytosol. The coding region runs from base 1 to 1476 and encodes 491 amino acids. The record is from RefSeq and is a predicted model, not a curated record.